UAUAAGAUACGAGAAGUAUAAAAACUCGAUGCAGGUAUGUAAAUAAAAAUUGUCAUCAGACGUUAAGCAGAGUUUGAAAAACCCUGGAAACUAAACAUGCUGAAGUUGACAGUUACGGUGCUUUUACUAGUUUCACUGACGUUCACAUUUUCGGACGCGCAAAGGUCGGGAUGUAAAAAUGGCGCCGUGUUCACGAUGUGCGGAACGUGUGAAAGAACCUGCGACACUCUCGAUACAGUUUGUACAAUGGAAUGUCGAAUAGGUUGUUACUGUCCUCAGAAUUACGUACGGAAUAACGAGGGCGAAUGCAUUCCGAUCACGGAAUGUUGAAAACCCACGGCAGAAAAAAUAAUGAACUCGAAAAUUGAUGAUCCAAUGUGAAAGAUUUACCAAUUUACUCUACUUCAAUCGUAUUGAUUAAAAUACCAAAUCGGUGAUAUUCCGAUUACAACUGCUACAUGUUACAUAUAUAUAUAUAUA
Neodiprion virginianus is the source of this 480-nucleotide messenger RNA. Its product is annotated as chymotrypsin inhibitor. The coding region runs from base 97 to 330 and encodes 77 amino acids. The transcript is spliced from 3 exons. The record is from RefSeq and is a predicted model, not a curated record. Lineage: Eukaryota; Metazoa; Arthropoda; Insecta; Hymenoptera; Diprionidae.